This is a messenger RNA of Meloidogyne enterolobii, 1037 nucleotides long. Lineage: Eukaryota; Metazoa; Nematoda; Chromadorea; Rhabditida; Meloidogynidae. The record is from the annotation of a GenBank genome assembly.
UUAUGGCUUCAUCAGACAAAUCUCCUCUUUCAAUGAUUAGUAAAUCUUCCAAAUCCAAAAUAAUUCCAACAGAUAUAAAUACAUCAACAACUAAAGCUAAUGAAUCUAAAAUAUCCAAAAGGGAACCCUUUUUUGGCAAAUUCAGAUUUUGUAUCGCCAUUCUUCUUGGAUUCACUACUUUUUCUUAUACUUCAUUAAGAAUGAAUUUAAGUAUGGGAAUGGUUUGCAUGGUUAACUCAACGGCCAUACAUUUACGGGACAAUGAUAAUGCUGAAGUUUCAAAUGGAAAAAAUACAUCUUUCAAUGAUUAUGCACAUAAAAUACAUUUGAAAAAUCUAGCAUAUGCGGAAGAAUGUGGUGAUCGAGAGAUAAAAUCGAAUAUACAUAGAAAUUUGGGAUAUCAGGGUUCAAUAGAAUGGUCAGCCUCUGAACAAGCUAGGCUGUUCGCUGCACUAUUUUAUGGCGGUUUUAUAACAAUUUGGUUCUCGGGCUAUUUGGCUGAUAGAUUUGGCCCAAAGCUUUUGAUUGGAAUGGCAGUUUUAGAUAUGUCUGUAUGUUCACUCCUUUCUCCAGUGCUAGUUGAUCUGAAUUAUUAUGCAUUUUUUGUUGCCAGAUUCUUGAUGGGGCUUGGAGAUGGUUUCAUCUUCCCAACAGUAGCAUCAGCCAAUGCUCGUUGGUCACCACCAGCCGAACGCAGCUUAAUGUUUGCAAUAUGCACGUUGGGUAACCAAAUAGCUGCCGUUGUUGCUCUUUUACUUGGAUCACGACUUUGUGCCAUACAAUUUUUGGACGGAUGGAGAUUAAUUUUUCUUAGUUUUGGUGCCAUUGGAAUGACAAGCUUUACUUUAUGGACUAUUUUCGCUGCAAAUAGCCCCGAUGAAAGUAGCUGGAUUGGUUUAAAAGAAAAACAAAUGAUUACUGCUAGCCUGACAGCAGGGGGAUCUAGAAAAUCCAUCAGCUCUAGAAGAGUAAUUCUUCCAAAAAUAUUAUAUUCUAAAAAUUAUUUAGUUAAAUACCGGAAAAGUUCCUUGGAGUAA